Molecule: messenger RNA, 637 nt
Organism: Paramecium octaurelia
Lineage: Eukaryota; Ciliophora; Oligohymenophorea; Peniculida; Parameciidae
Source: the annotation of a GenBank genome assembly
AAAAAGUUCAUGGCUUUUGUGAGCAUUACGAAUAUUGUAGUUGAUGACAAACCUCAACCCUUCACAAGCCCAAUAACUAUGGAUAUUUACUUUGAUGUGAUAGCUGACAUUGAGGAUGAAAUAGAAUGGACGUAUUAAAUAAUUUAUUAAUCUUAGUCUUCUUUAUAUAGGGUCUCCAAAAGAUGAAGCUCAUGAUUAAAUAUUGGACUAAUUCUCUAUGGGCCCCUUGACUAAGGGAACCAAGCAAUUUACUCUUGAAUCGAAUCCACCUGAUUGGAAAAAAAUUCCUCAAGAUGAAUUAUUGGGUAUUACUGCAUUCAUCUUGACUUGUUCAUACAGACAAAGAGAAUUUUUCAGAGUCGGAUAUUAUGUCUAUAACACCUACACAUCCCCUGAAAACAUCGAAAACGACCCCUAAGAAGUCAUCAUCGAAGAUAUUGCUAGAUAAAUCUUCAAUAAUAAACCCCGUAUAACUCGAUUUGAAAUCGAUUGGAAUAACCCUGCUAAUUCUGAGGUUCAACAGCAACCAAUUUAAACAAAGGCAUACAUGUUUUAAGAAUAAUAAGAGAAAUAAUCAGCUGAUGCAACAGAAGUUUAUGAUGCUCCUCAUUAGAUUCAAAAUGUAUUUGACUCUUGA